GGUGCCGGGCGGCAGACCUGCACCAGCGCUACCCUGGCGAUGGAAGAGUCCUCAGUGGAAAUGCAGACUUCAUGACACAGACCCUCCUCGUCACUUCAAACCUGGUGCUGCUCUGGGUUAGUGGUUGGGUUUAUCCUAACAAUUGCAAAUUACAGCUUCUUCACUGCUUUGCUCAUGUUUUUUGUUACUUCUUCAAAACUUACUAAGUGGAAAGAAGAUGUGAAGAAGCAUAUAGAUUCAGAAUUCAAACAAGGUGGGCAGAGGAAUUGGGUGCAAGUAUUCUGUAAUGGUGGUGUCCCUACGGAGCUGGCUCUGCUAUAUAUGAUAGAAAAUGGACCAGGUGAAAUUCCAAUAGACUUUUCCAAGCAGUACACUGCAUCAUGGAUGUGUUUAUCCCUUUUGGGAGCUUUGGCCUGCUCUGCUGGAGAUACAUGGGCUUCAGAGAUUGGCAGUGUCUGGAGUAAAAGUGAGCCAAGGUUAAUAACAACAUGGGAAAAGGUUCCAGUAGGUACUAAUGGAGGUGUUACGUUAGUGGGCCUAAUUUCAAGUCUCAUUGGUGGCAUGCUAGUAGGUGUGGCUUACUUCAUUACUCAGCUUGUUUUUGUGAGUGAUCUGGAUAUAUCUGCUCCACAGUGGCCACUCGUUGUGUUUGGCGCAAUGGCUGGUUUACUGGGAUCAAUUAUUGAUUCAUAUUUAGGAGCUACAAUGCAAUACACCGGUUUUGACAAGCGUAUUGGCAUGGUUGUCAACUACGAAACAAAAGACUCCAAGCACAUAUCUGGAAAACCUAUACUGGACAACAAUGCAGUGAACCUCUUUUCUUCUGUCGUCAUUGCUUUGUUACUUCCUGGUGUGGCAUGGGGUUUCUGGCCAAGAGGGUGAAACUUCUUAAGUCUUUUAAUACAUAGUUCAAAUACACUUAAUAUGAAUCAAAGGUUUCUCCCCAAAACACUGUUUUUAGCUUGUUUGAGGGAGUCCUCUGCAUCCUUUUCAGAGCCAGAAGGAUUCACUACCUUAACUUCCUUAGGCUGUAAGUUUUAUGGGCAGCCACCAUCUUUCUGGAGAAAGAGGACCAGAUGAGGCUCUGUUAAUAACCUGUCAGUGCUACUCCUUAAUUGGACACAGAUUGCUACUUUGUAACAUGAAGCACUUCAUUUUCCCUUCUGGAGCUGAAUGCUUGGCCUCCAAAUCAUUUCCAACACCUGGCAGAAGAAAGAGUGAAAGAAUACAACUAGAAAUCUAACCUGGGUCUGCCAUACAACUACUAUUAACACUGUUCACCAAGCCACAAACAAAGUACUAUAUAUUUUCUGUAAUGUAGAUCAUAGUAGUAUCGAUGAAAUCACUGAAUUCUAGUUUAGUAUACAUUUCCCAUUGUCUGCUCAAUAUUAUAGGUUUUAUAGAGGUGUAUUGAAGUCUUUAAAAAAAUUGUACUUUAAUAAGCAUUGUUGCCUAUUCCAUGUUGUAUUACUUUUUUGCCAUGCUUUUGACGAUGGGUAAGAAAAAGUAAUGCUAUAACAUAAUGUCUCAGGCAUAUGACUAAAUUUAAAAUCAAAACUAUCCUUUUUCCAAUAAGCAAAAUAAGAAUAUAAAGCUUAUAUAAGCAGCA
Messenger RNA from Terrapene triunguis (Three-toed box turtle), 1609 nucleotides. It is a transcript of the gene FAABTP, whose product is annotated as transmembrane protein 19. The transcript has 5 exons. Gene Ontology annotation, cellular component: membrane. The coding region runs from base 175 to 882 and encodes 235 amino acids. The record is from RefSeq and is a predicted model, not a curated record. NCBI's taxonomy places the organism in Eukaryota, Metazoa, Chordata, Testudines, Emydidae.